Molecule: messenger RNA, 5908 nt
Organism: Sphaeramia orbicularis (orbiculate cardinalfish)
Lineage: Eukaryota; Metazoa; Chordata; Actinopteri; Kurtiformes; Apogonidae
Gene: mia3
Product: MIA SH3 domain ER export factor 3
Exons: 28
Coding region: 33-5402 (1789 amino acids)
Biological process (GO): vesicle cargo loading; endoplasmic reticulum to Golgi vesicle-mediated transport; protein secretion
Cellular component (GO): endoplasmic reticulum membrane; endoplasmic reticulum exit site
Molecular function (GO): protein binding
Source: RefSeq, a predicted model, not a curated record
GCUGACGUGUCGGCUCCUUCUGCCCAGUGCUCAUGCUCCAGCAGCGGAACCCACCAGUCAACAAAACUGCCAGCAUGGCAGCAAAACAGAUAUACCGAAACGGAUUUUUAUUACUUUUAUUUAAUUUUAUAUCAACCGCAGCCUUGGAAAAGAGGUUCUCCGACUUUAAGAGAUGCGCCGAUGAGGAGUGUAGCAUGCUUUUAUGCCGAGGAAAAGCAGUGCAAGACUUUCAAGGACCAGAUUGUCGGUUUUUGUCCUUCAAAAAAUCAGAAACAAUCUAUGUAUACUACAAAUUGUCAGGCAAAAGGUCUGACAUGUGGGCUGGAAGUGUUGGCAGUCAUUUUGGCUAUUUCCCAAAAGACUAUCUGGCAGUUAACCACCUGUAUACCGACAAAGAACUUGAAAUUCCAGCAGAGGAAACAGAUUUUGUCUGUUUUGACACCGGAUUUGAUAAAUUUAAUAAUUAUGACAUAGAUUCACUGUUAGGUUCUUCAAAUGAGGACAGUGAUGACUCAAGUAAAGAUACAGCUGAGCAAAUCCCACAGACAGAGAAUGCAGAAAAAGAAACAAAGCCCUCAUCAGAGGAAGUAACUGAGAGUGAAGCACACACCGAGCCUUCAGAUAUCACUGAGGAUCUGUAUAAGGUCCCAGAUGAUGAAAGUGCCUCUUUGCCUGAACCUGACAUAGCAGUUGAAUCACCCUCUACAGAAGUGUCACAAUCUGAUGCAGAAGCUGAAAAAGUUGCUGAAGACACAGAGAAUGAGCAAACAUCAAUGCAAGACUCUGUUCUGCAACAUGUUGUGGCAAAGGACAAUGAAACCAAAGAAACAUCUGCAGAACUUGAGGAAUCUCUGCCCAAAGAUGAUCAAGGUUCGGAUUCACAAAAUGAAUCAGUCUCUGUAUCCGAGGGAGUGCAAAUCCCUGAGUUAAAAACUACCCUUGGGACAACUUUCGAUGCAGUCACAACUGACGAUGAAACCACUAGAAAUGUUACACCUUAUGAAGAGGAAAAAAUCGAAGAAUCGGAAACUCAUAAAGAUCAAAGUGAAGAACGAAAAGAGACACCACUGAUAUCUUUCUCAGAGGACAACACUCCAUUAUCUGACACAGCAAAACCCAAUGAACCAGAGGAUAAAAGUGUGUGGAUGUCACUUGGAGAUGCAGUGUUUUCAGUUGUCACAGGUGGAGAGACAACACCACAUGAUAUCAGUUCAGAUGAGGACGAUGAUGAGGAUGAAGAUGAGGAAGUAGAUGUUUUUAAAACCACUAAAACCUUUGAGGAAACAAGAGCAGAUAAAAAACCAAUUGAUGAGAGACCACCACCAGUGCCAGAGAGCAAAGAACCGGCUCCUAUAGAUGUUCCAAGUUCAAAUUCUGAACCAGAAGAUGAUAAACAGACAGUGAGUGAUUCUGAGAAACUGUUGUUUGACCCUGAUAAUGAGACUGAAGGAGAGGCGAUCGAACAUGAGGAACCACCAGUGGAAAUGGUAAAACCUACUGAUGAGCAGAUAAACCAAACAGAGGCGGAUCAUGUACCACAAGAAAACACUGAAAGUGAUUCUCAGGCUCAAGAGCCAGACAUUAAAACAACACAAGAACCCAGUGAAGACAAAGAGGAGGUGGUGAUCUUCAAAGAGACAAAUAUCACUGAUGAACAUGUCAGUAUAGAAGAUAAGAGCAUUACAGCAGAGCAUAAAGAAGAUUUAGAUGAUGCAUCAGAAGAAAACAGAACAUUAUCUGAUCAGGAACCAGAACCAGAUGAAGACCUGACUACUCAGGAGAUGCAUGAUUCAGAUGUCAAAAAUGAUGAUGAAAAAAUUAUGGAUGACAACCUUGAACAAAACCAUGAUCAUUUAGUUCCAGAUUUAGACAGUGAUCAUCAACCUGAAUUAUCAGACAAGGAGCCAGAGCUAAGUGAGGACCCCUCAGAGCAGGAUGAUGAACAUAAAGACGUAGAAGAAGAGACGGAGGAGCAAAAUGAAGAACUGCUCGAAGAUGAAAAUGCACUUUCUUUCUCACAAUCAGACACAUCCUACACAGACUCUGACAAACCAGAAAUAAGUCCCCCUCCUGUGUCGACCCCAGAGCCAGAAUACAGCGACAGCAUAAUGAGGCUGACCCUGCUGAGAGACCACUUCCAGGAGGAGAACAUGGCACGCUUUCAAAAGUAUCUGGGCCUCACGAAUCUGUUCAAGGUGGAGGCCAUGUUCUCUGAUCUGGACACAGAGCUGCAGGCCACCCGUCAGUCUCACACAGGCAGCACGCAAGACAUUGAAACUGCACUGGAGGUCAUCCUAGAAACCUCCGAAAACGCCAUCUUGGAUGAGAUUGAGAAGAUGCUGGACAGUCGAGACUCAAAACCCAUCGAGGAAAAUAUGGAUAAGAGUAUUCUGGAUGAGGAAACUGAAAUACUGGAUGACAUCCAGGAGCUAGCAUUCAGCCUACGACAGAAGUAUUCAACAGCCAGUGACACUGCACCGUUGGCAGGAGACAAGAUGUCAGAUGUCCACUUAGUUGCAGGUGAAGGCGAAUUUAAAGCCAAAGAAGAUGUGCCCCACAUUACUGCACAAGAAGAGAUCGACAACCAGACAGAAACUGAAAGUAACGACAACCUCACAGUGACACAUCUGGAGGAGAAGCCAGCUGAGACUGAAAAGGAGAGCAUUGUUUUGGAUGAAGUCCAUACUGGACCGGACGUCAGUGUGGAGGAGGACAGUGGACAUUUUAAUAAAAACAAAGACAAUCAGCAGAGCUUCAGUCCAUCAGAUGAAAUGCAAAAGGUCCCACAAUCUACCCUGGAAAAUCCAUUAGACAUGGGCCUCGGUGUCAAGAUGGAGCACUCGGCCUCAGAAUCUUUGGAUUCCAUGGAACCAUCUUCUGAAUUUCACAAAGAAGAAGUGGGAUUACUCUCAACUGUCUUCGUUUACAUGGGCUGUAUACUUUCAAUAAUGAAGAGUAAAACUGCACAGUGGACGGUUGAGAUUAUUUCACUUCUGCCAGAAGAGUGGAAGCCAGGGGAAAACUUGUUCGGCUGUCCCUGGCAAGCAGUGGUUGUUACUGCUUUGGUCGGAGUCAUGACCUUUACCCUUUUCUUCUGGAGGACUGUGUUGGCAGUAAAGAAACGAGAAUACCUUGUGGAUGAUAAAAAACUCACAGAACAAAUGCAGGCCCUCAAAAAAGAAAAGAAUGAUGCUCUUGUCAAAAUAUCUGAACUCCAGAAACAGACUGAACACUUAAAAGAAAAUCAAAAACAGUCUCAGGAAACGGUCAGUUGUACAAUGAAACGGAUGCAAGACCUGGAGAAUAAGGUAACAGAGGCAGAAACACUAAAUGAACAGAUGACUCAAGAAAAGAAUAAAUAUGCCGAAUUACUUGAAGAAGAGAGGGCCAACUCACAACAAAAUGAAACCCGGAUUGGAAAAUUGGAGAAAGCAAAUGAGAAACUACAGCUCAGCAGGAAAAAGACUCAGGAAGCGCUUGCAAAGACUACUGUUCUCCUCGAUGAGGCAAAGAUUCGGGAAGAUGCCCGAAAUGCUCAGCACAAAUGUCUGGAAAAAGAGCAUACAGCGCUCAAAGAUGAGAAUAAAAAGCUUAAGAGUACAAUUAAAGGCUGGGAAGACAAACACAAGGAACUAAGCGAGCAGAUUAAAGUCUAUCAAAAGUCUCUGAAAGAGCUGGAAGACUCGGUGGUGCUUAAAGAUCACAAUGUGGAGGUUCUGUCUGAACUUCUGUCAGACCUCGAUGCUUGUGAUGUACAAAAAGGAGACAAACUUUUAGCCAAUGGUGAAGUAGCUCCUGAUAAGAAGACAGCCAUAAAGAACAGGAUAAAACAGAUGAUGGAUUUAUCCCGGGCUCAGACCACUCUCACAGUAGUUGAAGAGGAGCGUGAUCGCUUCAUGAGCAAACUUCUCAAUGAAGAAAAACAACGGAAAGCACUGGAAGAACAACACCAGGAGCUGGAACAUGCUAUUGCAUCUCUCAAGGGCGAGAAAAGCCACGUAGAAAACCAGUAUAAGAUUCUUCAGCAGAAAAAUGAAAUCAUGGUGGAAAUGUACCAGCAGAAGGAAAAUGCACUGCAGCAGAGAUUAACGAAGGAGGAGCUGGAGCGACGCAGCAAAGAGAAUCUGCUAUCCGAGGUGGGAGGAAAAGCUGUCGAAGCAGAGGAGCAGGUUAAAGUCUUAAGACAGCGCAUUAAUGAAAUGGAGGAGCAGAUGAAGAAGACUGAGGAAGUCUACAAAGAGCAGAUAAAAGAACAAGAAAACAAGACUCACACGAACUGGGUGAACGCACGUAAUGCAGAGCGAGCUCUAAAUCAGGAGAAGCUUGAAUCUUCAAAGCUCCGUGAAAAACUGGCUGUUCUCACCUCUCAGCUCAAUGAGCGCCGUGCUCCUCUUUUCAGACCAAAUUCUGGACAACCUGCAGGUCCACGCCAGGGUGACUCUUAUGGGCCGUCUCCUGUGAGCGGAGGGGCCCCGUCUCCUCCGUUAAUGAUAGAGGGACCCAGGCGCCCCCCCUCUGCCCCAGUGGGCCGAAGAAUUGACCCCUAUGGUCCACGACCUCCCUCAGAUCCACAUGGACGUUAUGCUGAAAACAAACACAUCUCUGGGAUGGACAUGCUGGGCCCCCGCAGUUCAUCACCCGCCAACUUGGAUGCAUCUACACAAGCAGUAGAUCCACAGAUUAAAGCUGAGGCUCAGGCUGAGGCCUCUACAGACAGCCCAGAGCCAGGACCUGGAUCCUUCCUCGCUUCACCAAUCAGGGACUCCCCUGGCCCUGCGGUCCCAGGACCUCCACCCGGCCCCGGACCCCAUGACCCACUCCUGCCUCCCGGACCCCACAUCCGCCUACCACCGCCGGGACCUUACAGGCCUCCACGACCCGGGCCCUAUCACCUCCCACCCGGGCCCCAUGGACUUCCUCCCCCAAACAUGCCUCCUCCCCUUCACGGGCCUCCACUACCAGCCAACGGACACCCGGGCAUGCCCCCCCCUGGACCCAUGGGCGAGUUUGGACCUCGACCCUCUAACGGACAUGCAUUCCACCCUAGGCCGGGCCCUGGUCCCAUGGAUCCCCGAGGUCCUCCACCGCCACACUUCCGUCCCCCUCCUCAUCACUUCAAUUCAAUGCCUCCGCCACAUGGUAUUCGUGGACCCAUGGGACCACGUCCACCCCUCCCUCCAGACAUGCGCUACCCCGGGCCGCGAGACCACAUGAUGCCACCAAUGGACCUGCCUCCGGGUGUCCCGCCCCCUUCUGCACACAGGGACGCUUAUGGUCAGGUUCCCCCCGACUCCCUCCAGAACUCAGCAGGAGCCCACAGCGGCCCCGGCCCCGGCCCCGACCUGCCCCUGAAGCAGGAGGCCCCUCAGGACUCGGCCAGGCCAUCGAUGAUAAAGCCUUAAACAUGCCACCGCUUCUGGCAGAGGACUUGAACACCCCUUUACCCUGCACCCACAGUCCAAAUAUAGGUCAGGAUUAUUUUCAGUUUUCAGUUCUAAAAUAAAACCUUCAAUGUUUAUUAAAAGAAAAACAUGGUCCUUAAUUUUAAGCAUAACGUGUCUGAAAUCAAUAUUGUCAAGAGUCAGAAGGAUUGCCACUUUUCUAAACAGCUUAUCGUGCAAUAACAAUUCACUAUACACAUAUGAUUUUCAUUUUUGAUCUUUUAAAAAAAAAUAUAUAUAUAGCAAUGAUUUUUAAGGGGCAGUUUUUUAAUGUCAUUUCCUGUGGAAAUUAUUUUAAAAAGGAGAAAAGGAGGGAGGUUUGGCUUCUAGCAUUUCAGGAAUACCAUAAUUUCCCAAAGCUGUUGCUUAAGAAUGGACUGUAAAGCAAAUGUGUAAUUUGAUGGCCAGAUGUAUAACUUAUUUUACUAUGUUGGUAGAAGUUUUAAUAAUAAAGAUUGUAAAAGCUG